Messenger RNA from Solea solea (common sole), 1299 nucleotides. RefSeq names its product malonyl CoA:ACP acyltransferase (mitochondrial) (gene mcat). NCBI's taxonomy places the organism in Eukaryota, Metazoa, Chordata, Actinopteri, Pleuronectiformes, Soleidae. Gene Ontology annotation, molecular function: transferase activity. The record is from RefSeq and is a predicted model, not a curated record. The coding region runs from base 59 to 1213 and encodes 384 amino acids. The transcript has 5 exons.
AUAGCAGAUGAAAUCGCAGAUUAAAUCGCAGAUGAUGACGUUUUAACGCGUGUUGACCAUGUUGACGUCAGCCUCCUCCAGAGUGUGGCUGCGGGCUCCGCUCUCCCUGAGCAGGAGUUUGUCCUCCAGUCAGCGCCGCUCCUCGGAGCCUUCUCACCGGCCUCUGCUCGAAGCCCUCGCCGAGCCACAGCCGCCGGGGGAGGAGGGGGAGGAGGAAGAGGAGCGGACCCGCAGACUCCGCAAGGACCCGGGCGACCGCUCCGUGUUCCUGUUCCCCGGGCAGGGCAGCCAGUUCGUGGGCAUGGGUCGAGGAUUGUUCAAGUAUCCCAACGUGAAAGAGAUGUUCGCGGCGGCGCAGAAGAUUCUCGGCUACGACCUCCGGACUCUGUGUCUGCAGGGACCCGAGGACGAGCUGGCGAGGACGGUGCACUGUCAGCCCGCCGUGUUCGUCACGUCUCUGGCUGCUGUGGAGAGACUGAGCUGCGAGAACCCGCAGGCCAUCGAGUCGUGUGUCGGCGCCGCAGGUUUCAGUGUUGGAGAGUUUGCUGCUCUGGUGUUCGCUGGUGCCAUGAACUUUGCAGAGGCUCUGUAUGCGGUGAAGGUGCGCGCUGAGGCCAUGCAGAAGGCCUCCGACAUGGUUCCCAGUGGGAUGUUGUCGGUGGUCGGUAAACGUCAGGCUCAGUAUCAAAGUGCGUGCGUACAAGCUAAAGAGCACUGCAAGACCUUAGGGAUUGAGGCGCCGGUUUGCUCCGUGGCUAACUUCCUGUUUCCUGACGGCAGGGUCAUCGCAGGUCACCAGCAGGCUCUGGACUUCCUCCAGAAGAACUCAAGACGUCUCCAGUUCACCAGAGUCAAACCUCUUCCUGUCAGCGGAGCCUUUCACACGGAGCUGAUGGCGUCAGCCACUGAGCCCCUGAGAGACGUCCUCAGACAGGUGGAGGUGCGGCGUCCUGAGAUCAACGUGUACUCAAACGUUGACGGCAAACGCUACAUGAGCGAGGGUCACGUCCGCAGACAGCUGGUGAAGCAGCUGGUGUCGCCGGUGAAGUGGGAGCAGACGCUGCACCAGAUCUACGAGAGAGCGCAGGGCGAGAAGUUCCCUCACACCUACGAGGUCGGCCCGGGAAAGCAGCUCGGUGCCACGCUUCAGAGGUGCAACAUGAAGGCCUUCAAAACAUACACACCGGUGCAAGUCAGCACUUCUGAAGACUAGUAAUGCACAUAAUGUGUGGACUCUGAGCAGCUCAACCUGCACGUUUGUAUGAUUACGAUGUUUUUUUAAAUAAAUACGACUGCAAA